This is a messenger RNA of Thlaspi arvense, 1900 nucleotides long. NCBI's taxonomy places the organism in Eukaryota, Viridiplantae, Streptophyta, Magnoliopsida, Brassicales, Brassicaceae. The record is from the annotation of a GenBank genome assembly.
CUCGUUAAAAAUAGUUGUAUGUAUAUAUGCGUGUGUAUCAAAAAGUCUCUUUAAAACCAUCAGAGACACUCAUCUCCUUAUCCUUCCUUCCGAAGAAAAGUUAUUCUGACUAGAGAAAUUAGUUUUCCGGUGAUCAUAUUCUCUGUAAUUGCUUGAAACGUCACCAAAGUGAUCAAAACCUUCCUCAAAAUCAAAACUUGGGUUCUGGGUUUCUGCUUUUCUUUUUUCCCUUGUGUUUGCACUUCCCCCGAGAAGAUGGUGCAGUACCAGAGGUUAAUCAUCCACCAUGGACGAAAAGAAGAGAGGUUUAGAGUUUCAGUAGAGGAAGGUGGUGGCUUGAAGAGAGCUAAACAAAAGUUUCUAUCUCUUCUCUUCCUCUCUAUCCUUUCUUGCUGUUUCAUCAUGUCUCCUUAUCUCUUCGGCUUCUCCACUCUCUCUCUUUUAGAUUCGUUUAGCAGAGAAAGCGAAGGUCUUAGUUCUUACGAGCCAUCCACAGCCCCUCUCUGCUCAGAUAUCUCCAAUGGAACCAUUUGUUGUGACAGAACCGGUUUGAGAUCUGACACCUGCGUUAUGAAAGGCGAUGUUCGAACAAACUCUGCUUCUUCGUCAGUAUUCCUCUACACCUCCACCAAGAACAACACAAAGCCCGAAAAGAUCAAACCUUACACCAGAAAAUGGGAAACCAGUGUGAUGGACACUGUUCAAGAACUCAACCUCAUCACCAAAGACUCAAACAAAUCUCCAGAUCGUGUCUGCGAUGUGUACCACGAUGUUCCUGCAGUGUUCUUCUCCACGGGCGGAUACACAGGAAACGUCUAUCACGAGUUCAACGACGGGAUCAUCCCUUUGUUUAUAACUUCACAGCAUUUCAACAAAAAAGUUGUGUUUGUGAUCGUCGAGUAUCAUGAUUGGUGGGAGAUGAAAUACGGAGACAUCGUUUCGCAGCUCUCGGAUUAUCCACUGGUCGAUUUCAAUGGAGAUUCAAGAACACAUUGUUUCAAGGAAGCAACCGUUGGAUUGCGUAUCCACGACGAGUUAACGGUGAAUUCUACACUGAUGGUUAAUGGGAAUCAAACCAUUGUUGAUCUCAGAAACGUUUUGGACCGAGCUUAUUCGCCUCGCAUCCAAAGCUUGGUUCAAGACGAAACAGAGGCGAAUAAGACAACAACAACAACACUUGACUUGAAGAAGCCGAAGCUGGUGAUUCUAUCAAGAAACGGAUCGUCGAGAGCGAUACUAAACGAGAAUCUGCUUGUGAAGCUAGCAGAAGAAACCGGGUUCAGUGUCGAGGUUCUAAGGCCGGACAAAAGAACAGAGAUGGCUAAGAUUUAUCAUUCCAUGAACACGAGCGAUGUAAUGAUCGGUGUACAUGGAGCGGCGAUGACUCAUUUCCUUUUCUUGAAACCGAAAACCGUUUUCAUUCAGAUAAUUCCGUUAGGGACUGAUUGGGCGGCGGAGACAUACUAUGGUGAACCGGCAAAGAAGCUAGGAUUGAAGUACGUUGGAUACAAGAUUGCGCCGAGAGAGAGCUCUUUAUACGAUGAAUAUGGCAAAGAUGAUCCUAUAAUCCGAGAUCCGGAGAGUCUCAACGAGAAAGGAUGGGAAUAUACGAAGAAAAUAUAUCUACAGGGACAAAACGUGAAGCUUGACUUGAGAAGAUUCAGAGAAACGUUAGCUCGUUCCUAUGAUUUCUCCAUUAGAAGGAGGCUUAGAGAGGAAGUUCCUCGUUUAACAUAGGCAAGAAAAAAGCAUACACCCAUUUUUUUAUAUACAUAAACCAUUUUUUAUGUAAAGUUUUGAAUGACAUUUAAAUUCUUAAAAUAUUCUACUCAUCAUCAUACAGUGUAACUUCGUCCUAGAAAUUAGUCAAAAUAUGAAAUCCUAUAAAGCGUAUAGGUUU